Molecule: messenger RNA, 5886 nt
Organism: Hypanus sabinus (Atlantic stingray)
Lineage: Eukaryota; Metazoa; Chordata; Chondrichthyes; Myliobatiformes; Dasyatidae
Gene: helq
Product: helicase, POLQ like
Exons: 18
Coding region: 697-3933 (1078 amino acids)
Molecular function (GO): nucleic acid binding; ATP binding
Source: RefSeq, a predicted model, not a curated record
AGUUGCAGCUGCGCAGCAGGCUCUUAGUAGGAGGUGGAGUGUUGUCUCAGUUUGCGUCCGUUUAUUGCUGUAAGGGCGUUAAGAUUGAGUGUGAAUAUGGGAAAAUUAAAGGUGUGAAUGUAACAUUCUAGUGUUAGUGGCACACUGCCAAUGUGAGUGUGAACUUUAGGGUGCCACUGGUGAGCUACGGAAGUUUGGAGUGGUUAUUGGCGCGCAUUAAGUAUGGGAGUGGGUGAAUUUUGGGGUUAUUCGUGGCAAGUGUGGGAGUGAACUGUAAGCUGCCAGUCAGUUAUUUUCAUAUUGUGGGAAAGUGUUGAUAGAGUAAAUCGCUGAUCAGAUUCUUGUAUUAAAAGAGUGACUUCACUUUCAAAAGUCUUUUGUUCUAAAAUUACUUUCUGAUAAGGACUUGAAAGGUGAUACUUAACUACAAGGACUUUUUAAGAACAUCUAAUUAGAAUACUUUUAAUGCCUGUGAUCAUCAGGAGGAUUUUUGAGCUAUGAUUUCUUUUAUGAUAUGAGCGCGUGUAGAUUUUUUAAGGCUCAAAAAUAUUUGGGGGUGUAAUUAUAACUUUAAUAGUUGAGUACAUUUUCAACAUUGGGUUUUCUGGGGUGAUGCUGCAGAAUGAAGUGGACUUUAUGUCCCCUGACAUACAAAAGAACAAGACAGAGCUGCUGUGACUUUAUGUAUGUUCUAAAAUGGAUUUGGGCGAGGCUGAUGAGAAUAUAGAUGAUAAUCAAUGGGUUUGCAUGCGAAAGAGAGUUAGGGAAGUUAAGGAGACCCUGCCACCUAGUAAGAAAACGAGCAUCAGUGUUUCUGAAAUAACUCAGAAGCAAAAGGAGGACGUGCAGUUUGAAGCAUUAGUAGCCCAGGACCAUAUGGACCAGGUUGACUCCGACAGUCAAGUGGACCUCUUUGGAGACUAUGAUAGUUUUGGAGAUGACAGCUGGUUACAGGCACAGUUUGAAGGUUCAGAAAGAAAACAUUCUGUUUGUACUUCAAGUCCAAAGAAUAAUGAAGGGGAAAAUACUCUGGGUCAUAUAACAUUUCAGAAUUCUGGCACGCUUAAUUUACAAAAUGAUGAGAAUAAUAUUUACAAACUUACAGAAGAUGUUGAAUCAAUUAAAGAUGCCUGUAGGAGUAGAAGUACUAUUACAACUGAACAGUUUUGUUCUAAAACUUUGUCUGUGUUGCAUGCUGGAAAUAUGGAUGAACUGGAUGAAUUACCAAGCUCACAGCUUGCACUAAUGGAGGAAUUUGACACUCCACUGGUAAAACAUGAAAGCAAAACCGUAGAGCCAGAAGCCAUCCAGUCAUUGAACUGCAUUGAGGAGGACCAUUUUAGCAAUCCUUCGGUCUUGAAUAAAGGAAUACAAAAUCUUAAUGCUCAAAACCAAUCAAGGACAACAAAUUCUGGAACGCAUAAGCAGCUAAGCCUCAAAGAUCAGAUGAAAAAUGUCAUGACUGAAAAUGCUAAGUCGCCAACACCACAAUUAUCAAGGAGUAAACAGUUGAAGGAGAUUAUCCUAUCUGAACAAAUAAAUGUUGCAAUGAAAACUAUUGAAGCUACUUCAGAUAUUGAUAUGGGCCCUUUUUAUGGACUUCCAAGCAAAGUUAAGGAUUUGAUAUUCCAGAUCAAAGGCAUCAAAGAGCUUUACGAGUGGCAACAUGCUUGCCUGACAUUAAAAUCUGUGCAAGAAAGAAAAAAUCUUAUUUAUUCUCUGCCAACAAGUGGUGGGAAGACAUUGGUUGCAGAAGUUUUGAUCAUGCAGGAGCUACUGUGCAGGAAAAGAGAUGCACUGUUUAUUUUGCCAUAUGUGGCUAUUGUCCAGGAGAAGGUGCGAGAUCUUUCAGCUUUUGGAAUAGAAUGUAAUUUCUUAGUGGAAGAGUAUGCUGGAGCUAAAGGCAGGUUCCCACCAAUCAAGCGAAGAAAGAAGAAUUCUCUGUAUAUUGCAACGAUUGAGAAAGCCCACAGUUUAGUGAAUUCCCUAAUAGAAACAGAAAGGAUUAAUGCUUUGGGUCUUCUUGUGGUUGAUGAGCUGCACAUGCUUGGUGAAGGGAGCCGUGGAGCAGUACUGGAAAUGACAUUGUCUAAAGUCCUCUACAUGACCAAAGCCACACAAAUCAUUGGAAUGAGUGCAACCCUGAGCAACGUCUCUGAUUUGCAGCAAUUUCUGAAGGCAGAACAUUAUACUAGUAACUUCCGACCUGUCCAGUUAAAAGAAUAUGUUAAAAUUCGUGAUAGUAUUUACGAGGUGGACAGCAAAUCAGAAAAUGGUUUUGUAUUUGCUCGACUAUUGAACUACAAGUAUUCAAGUGCAAUGGAGAAAAUUGAUCCAGAUCAUCUUAUUGCACUUGUGACUGAAGUUAUCCCGAAGUAUUCUUGUCUUUUGUUCUGUCCAACCAAAAAGAAUUGUGAAAAUGUGAGCAAGAUGCUCUGCAAGUAUUUAAACAAGUCAUUUCUUUCAGUCAAGAAGGAAGAAAAGUGUGUUCUUAUUAAGGAGUUGAAAAACAUAGGAAAUGGUGUGAUAUGCCCAGUUUUACGUGGAACUGUGCCAUAUGGAUUAGCAUACCAUCAUAGUGGGCUGACAAAUGAUGAAAGAAAAGUUUUAGAGCAGGCCUACUCUGCAGGAGUACUCUGCUUGCUAACUUGUACGUCCACACUUGCUGCUGGUGUUAACCUACCAGCUCGGAGGGUUAUUCUGAGAUCUCCUUAUGUUGCCAGAGAUUUUCUAAAAAGAAAUCAGUACAGACAGAUGGUUGGGAGAGCUGGCCGAGCUGGUAUUGAUACAGAAGGAGAAAGUAUUCUGAUAACACAAGAACAGGAUAAGAAACUGAUUGCAGACUUGGUAAGUAGACCAGUGGAGUGUUGCUAUAGCAAUCUUAUACAAGAUGGUGAAAAAGGAAUUAAAGAUCUGCUGCUAUCCCUUAUUGGACUAAAGAUUGCUCAGACACUUGAUAAAAUUGUUGAGUUCAUGGAAAUCACUUUGCUUGGAGUGCAGAAGCAACUCCAUUUCAAAGAAAAAACCUUUUUGGAAGUCAUAGAACAAGCUCUUCAGCCUUUGUUGGAAAAAGGUUUAAUAAAAGGCCAAGUAUCAAGGAGUAGCGAAGGUGAACAGAGAAGCUGUCAACUGGAAAUCACAAAUCUGGGUCGUGCUGCUUACAAAGGGUCAAUAGACUUGGCUUACUGUGAUACUUUAAACAUGGAUUUGAAGAAAAGUUUGGAGGGAUUGGUACUUGACAACUACCUUCAUUUAAUUUAUUUGAUAACACCAUAUGAUAUGGGUUCCCAAUGUUCUCCAGACUGGAUGAUUUAUUUUAGACAGUAUCAUCAGUUGGAUGUAAUUGAACAAAAGGUCUUUGCCGCUGUAGGUGUACCAGAAAGCUUCCUUACAAAGAAGGCAUCUGGUCAAGCAGUCAAGAAGGCUAUAAAUUGGUCUGUCGUAAGAAGGUUGUACCUGACCUUGGUCCUUUACUCGCUUUUCAAAGAGAUGAACAUGUGGGCUGUGGCACAGAAAUUUAACCUACCCCGUGGCUUUAUGCAGAAUUUGUUGAGUUCAGCAGCAGCUUUCUCCUCCAGUGUCCUGCGUUUCUGUGAGGAAUUAGAGGAAUUCUGGGCAUAUCGAGCUCUCUUUACAAACCUGACUCAGAAACUGUCAUACUGUGUGAAACCCGAACUUAUUCCUCUUAUGGAAAUAUCAGGUGUCCAAGAGGCUCGAGCUCGACAGUUAUACAAUGCUGGUUAUAAGUCUUUAUCUUAUCUGGCUAAUGUAAGCCCUGAAACACUGGUCAAAUCAGUUGAACAUAUGUCCAGACGCCAAGCGAAUCAAAUAGUUUCUUCUGCCAAGAUGCUGCUAAAUGAAAAAGCAGAAGCUUUACUAGAAGAAGUAGAAGAGCUAAUGAGACUACCCAUUGACUUACAUGAAUGUACAUAAUGGAUUUUGCCAUCAACUUGCCAAUCUGCAGCUAUUGUUCUUCACAAUUGCUAAUGAACAAAGAUAUGGUCUGUAUUGUACAUACUUGUAACUGCAACACAUUCUUGAACUAAGUGGGGUUUUAGGUUACUUUGUUACAUUUUUAAACUCAGUAGAAAAGUUGUCCAAGUAUGCAAAAACUGCCUCUGUCUAAACUAUAAUGUUAAUAGUUGUUCAUGUAGAAGGGAUGGAGUAACUUCAAAAUUGUGCCAUUAUUCAAACUUCUGUAUUCAUACCUUUUUAUAAAAGUACAUAAAGCAAGUACAAUAAAAUAUUAGAAACUUCUAUUGCUUAUAUGUUUUUGAGUGGUUCUGGGGAGUGGGAUUCCGAGGGAGAAAAUGCAUGUGUGUUUUUGAAGUGGAUGAUUCUGACAUUUGGACACUGACCUCAUGCUUCCAGGGUGGAUGAUGUAUUUUUACAUGCACAAAAGAUAGUGCAAGGUUAAUUGAUUAUUUUUUAAUCAAUAUAUAAAUAUGACCCACCCUUCAAAAAAAAAGUAGGUUAAAUAAAGAGCAAAAAUGAAAUUAUGAAAAUAGAUUAAUUACCAUUAUUUUGGUAGUUUUGUCCAUUGAAAAAAGUAAACCAAUUUGAUUCUCCUGUGGUAGACAACCAUUCACUACUUUCUCUAAUACUUGUUGCCUAUGCCUUGUGCAUUUUGUAAUAUUUCACUGUUCAGUCCUUGCUUUCCCACUUCUCCCAAUAUUUCCACAUGCAGUCCUCUCCAUGUUCCCAAUCUCACCACUUCAUAAAACUGCCAACUCAUCCAAUGCAUCUCACCCUUCAUAAACUUCCUUCCUACCAUUUCUAUGCAAGUAAAAUUAACUCCACACUCGUAGGUAGGCUUCAAACUGACAAGUGCAACUCCUACAAUACUGUAGGAUAAUUGUUUUGAAUUUAUUACCAUAAUCAUGGAUGUGGGUAACGUAAGACUAUUGCCAACUGUAACAUUGUGAGUAAAGAUGGUGGUAGGAAAAUGACAGACAGGUAUAGUAAAUACAUGCAGAUGAGUCAAGGAGUGGCUUGAUGGGAUUAUUUUGAGAGUAGCAUGGACUCAAUGGGUCAAAUGGGCUCUACUGUUGUAACAUGAUUAUGAAUAAUUCAAUGGCCUAAAUACUCUCCAGGAUAAAGAUAAUAUCCAACUACUUAGUUUAAUCAACAUCAAAGGAGAUUUGCUAUAAGUUUUUAAGUAAUUUCAUUUUGCUUUAACCAUUUAGUAACUUCAGCUUUUGAUUGGUGGAAUGUCGGAAUAUUUAUUCAUUUUGAACUAGAAAACCCCUAAUUAAGCUCUGCAGUUUAAUGAUGCACGGUGAUCCCGCCGAAGUAAACUGUUUUAUAGCCCAUUUCCCGGUUCUAAACACCCUGGGAAAAUGCCUUUACCCAAUUCAGAGAAGAUGCAUUGUGAAGUCAUUCUGAACAGUUUUUCUUGGCCUCCAUAAUUCUGCCUGUUGCUUUCAGAAUGAAAUCCAUUGGUGCUGUUUUCUUGAUUUGUUUACAGUAUUUGCCACUGAAGCAUAGGAAAACGCAUCUGAUUUUUUUCUUUCCAUUAGUUACGGUUUUAGGAACGGCUUCUUCCCCUUCACCAUCAGAUUUCUGAACAGUCCAUGAACACUAACUCUUCAAGGGAAGCCUACCCUGAAGAAGUUUAAAUCUUCUCUUCAAGUGUUCAGUGAAAUCCUCUCUCACUUCUCCCCCUUCAUGAUCUCUACUGCCCUCUGACUCUUCAAUAAUAUACUCUCCCAGACUUGCUACCACAGUCACAUAUCCUUUGUGGAAACUUGUCUUUGCCGCUGUCUUGUUCUACAUGUCUUUCAGCUCUGUUUUCAGGCCUCCUGGUUUAAACCCACUGAGGAUCCCAGGUACUUGUUUUUGAUUGACUGCUUCACUUGCUGCUUCUCCCUCCGAAUUUUGCGUGCC